AUAAUAAUGGAUACCGCCACCGGUUGUGCUCAUUGGGAAAGAACUAAUCAACCUCCCAACUACAAUCGGAAUAAAGCUAUUCUCUUAUAUAUUACUUCUUGGAUCACAUUUAUUGUAGCGAUUGUUCUAUUGCUGAAGGGUGCAGUGUCCAAAGAUCAAAACGAUCAAGCAAUUGAGAGAAACGACAUGUACUAUUGUCCUGUCGUCAAAGCCGGAAUCUUUGCCGUUGGAGCUAGCUUUGCUGCUAUAAGUUUCAUUUCCGGUGUCUUACUUUUUCAAACCCUAAAUCCGAAAGGGGAGGACGCUAACAAUGCACCGAUUCCGAAUGAAGGUGGCGUACAAAGGUGCGUCUAAGGGGAGACAAGCAGGGGUCAUGCCCCUCCAAUACAGAAAUUAUAAAUGAUAAUAAAUAGUACUUUGCCCUCUUUUAAAAUAAUCUAUUUUAUUUAAUUACUUUAAAAAUAAUAAAAUUA
Molecule: messenger RNA, 473 nt
Organism: Gossypium arboreum
Lineage: Eukaryota; Viridiplantae; Streptophyta; Magnoliopsida; Malvales; Malvaceae
Exons: 2
Coding region: 7-354 (115 amino acids)
Source: RefSeq, a predicted model, not a curated record